Messenger RNA from Macadamia integrifolia, 1299 nucleotides. Its product is annotated as 60S acidic ribosomal protein P0-like. Bases 1 to 1023 code for a protein of 340 amino acids. The transcript is spliced from 6 exons. NCBI's taxonomy places the organism in Eukaryota, Viridiplantae, Streptophyta, Magnoliopsida, Proteales, Proteaceae. Gene Ontology annotation, molecular function: structural constituent of ribosome; large ribosomal subunit rRNA binding. Gene Ontology annotation, biological process: cytoplasmic translation; ribosome biogenesis; ribosomal large subunit assembly. Gene Ontology annotation, cellular component: cytosolic large ribosomal subunit. The record is from RefSeq and is a predicted model, not a curated record.
AUGGCUCAGAGAGAAGAACACGUGGGUUGCACAGGCAGGCGCAAAGGGGCGCUGACAGAAAGCGUUGGUGUAGACUGCAACAGGUGCAAGCAACGACGUGCAAUGGCAAUGGCAAGAAGAGAGAUGACUACGGUGAGGCGCAAGCAUGUUUCAAGGUUUCCACCGAUACUGUCGAAAUUUCCCAUGUUUCCAAGUGGUUUGCGUGGUGAUUCAGUAGUUCUGAUGGGGAAGAACACCAUGAUGAAGCGAUCGGUCAGGCUUCAUGCUGAGAGGACUGGGAACAAGGCCUAUCUGAAUCUUAUUCCCCUCCUUGUGGGAAAUGUUGGGUUGAUUUUCACCAAGGGUGACUUGAAGGAAGUAAGGGAAGAGGUUGCCAAAUACAAGGUUGGAGCUCCUGCCCGUGUUGGACUUGUUGCACCUAUUGAUGUCGUUGUGCCUCCUGGCAACACAGGACUGGACCCUUCCCAGACUUCCUUCUUUCAGGUGCUUAAUAUUCCAACCAAGAUUAACAAGGGUACUGUUGAAAUCAUCACCCCUGUUGAGCUUAUCAGGAAGGGUGACAAGGUGGGGUCUUCUGAGGCUGCUCUGCUUGCAAAACUUGGAAUCAGGCCUUUUUCUUAUGGUCUUGUUGUACUGUCUGUGUAUGACAAUGGCUCAGUCUUCAGCCCAGAGGUCCUUGAUCUCACAGAGGAUGACUUGAUGGAUAAAUUUGCACUUGGUGUAUCCAUGAUCACCUCUCUGUCGUUGGCAAUCUCAUACCCCACUCUGGCUGCUGCUCCCCAUAUGUUCAUCAAUGGGUACAAGAAUGUUUUGGCUGUUGCACUUGCAACUGACUACUCCUUCCCACAAGCUGAGAAAGUGAAGGAUUACUUGAGGGAUCCAAGCAAGUUUGCAGUUUCUGUGGCUCCAGUUGCUGCUGCAGAUUCCGGUUCUGCUGCAGCUGCCACUGAAUCCAAGGUGGAAGAGAAGGAAGAACCAGCUGAGGAGUCUGACGAUGAUAUGGGUUUCAGUUUGUUUGAUUAAGUAGUUUUGUAGGGGAUCAGUUUAUACCAGAGAUCUGUAGCUUUUUUCCAACGCAAUACAUUUUUGAUUGCCUGAAGUUUUGAGUUUUAUUUUGGUGUAAUUUCGUUUUGAUGUUUUAGCUAUGACUAAUACCCUUGAUUAGAAUUGUGUCCAAAUCCUUUUUUUGAAUGUUAACUACAUUUAAGGUCGUGCAUGGAAUGUUUUUAUUAGUCAUUUUUUUAAUCUAUUGGACCUUCCUGGACUGUUGGUAAAAUAAAAACAAACUUCAUUGCUUCA